Mugil cephalus (flathead mullet) is the source of this 1652-nucleotide messenger RNA. It is a transcript of the gene sirt6, whose product is annotated as sirtuin 6. Gene Ontology annotation, molecular function: NAD+ binding. Lineage: Eukaryota; Metazoa; Chordata; Actinopteri; Mugiliformes; Mugilidae. Bases 97 to 1128 code for a protein of 343 amino acids. The record is from RefSeq and is a predicted model, not a curated record. The transcript is spliced from 8 exons.
GCCAUCUAGACGAUGCACAUACUCUCCUGGGGAAAAUUACGCCGCCAGACAAAAUACAGAUAAAAAAAAAAAAAAGAUACAUUUCUAACAACAACGAUGUCUGUAAAUUAUGCAGCUGGGCUCUCACCGUACGAAGACAAAGGUGUUUGUGGUCUUCCCGAGACGUUCGAUGGUCCUGAGGAGCUGAAGGCGAAGGCAGAGACUCUCGCUCAGUUGAUUAAAGAGUCUCAGUACUUGGUUGUCCACUCCGGAGCUGGAAUCAGCACUUCGUCAGGCAUCCCCGACUUCAGAGGUCCAAAAGGGGUGUGGACGCUAGAACAAAAGGGCGAGUCGCCCCACUUCGACACCACGUUUGAAGAUGCCCGUCCCAGCUUAACUCACAUGGCCCUCCUGGGGCUGCAGCGGGCCGGGUACCUCAAGUACCUCAUCAGCCAGAAUGUGGACGGCCUGCACGUUCGAUCCGGCUUUCCCAGGGAUAUGUUGUCCGAGCUUCAUGGGAACAUGUUUGUGGAGGAGUGCGAGAAGUGUGGCAGGCAGUACGUCAGAGAAAAGGUGAUCGGCGUGAUGGGGCUGAAGCCGACGGGACGAUACUGCGAUGUGGUGCGAUCCAGGGGACUCAGAGCCUGCAGAGGGAAGCUGAUCAGCACCAUACUGGAUUGGGAGGAUGCUCUUCCUGACAGAGACCUGAACAAAGCAGACGAUGCCAGCAGACGAGCAGACCUGGCGCUGACUCUGGGCACAUCCAUGCAGAUCAAACCUAGUGGAGACCUCCCCCUGCUCACCAAGCGCAAAGGAGGGAAAAUAGUUAUUGUCAACCUGCAGCCUACCAAACACGACAAGCAUGCACAUCUGCGUAUCCAUGGUUACGUAGACGAGGUCAUGAAGCAGCUCAUGGAGCUGCUGGGGCUGGACAUCCCAAAGUGGGAGGGGCCGACCGUCUGCGAGAGCUCCAGCGCCACCUCUGAGCCCACCGCAGACACGAAGCCUCCGAAGAAAAGGGCGAAGAAGGACGUCAUUAAAGAGGAGAGGAAACGAGAAGCGACGCCGUUAACGGACGUUAAGGACGAAACUGUUGCAGUGAAGAAGGAGGAAGCUGACGUCCCAGUGGAGACAAGUGAACAGAAAUAACUUCAGACACUUUUUUUUUUUUUUUCAAACCCAUCCAGAAACACACAUUACAGGUGACUAGUUUGAUCACGUCCGUGGAGAAGAGGAGAUUUUAAACAGACUCAUAAGUUGGACUCCUCCCAUCAGGUGGACGUUUGAUCAGAAAUGUGUACAUAGACUGUAAUGUAAGAGCUCCUCCGGUCAAAGCGAGCUGGGAGGUUUACUUUAGUUAGAGGGACAGUUUUUAACAGACAAGGACAACGAGAUGAGAUCUAGAGCACGUUGUUAUAAAUAAAGUUUUUAAUAAGGUGCUCCUUUUUAUAAGCAGCUUUAUUUAUAGACAUUAGCUCCUGAUCUCAUCACUACGUAUCUCGUGUUUAAAGGCUCCUUGGGUCAAUAUGCCAUGAAAAGGAAUUUAAAAGCGAGCAUCUGCAACUCUGAUCGAGUAGUAGCUACACGCGGCUGAGGGAAGCAUGAGUGAACCGUAGUCAUGCUGUAUGUUUCUAGGACGUUUUUAUCUCAGGAAAAAAAAAAUGGCGUACUUU